Messenger RNA from Gekko japonicus, 1038 nucleotides. RefSeq names its product deleted in malignant brain tumors 1 protein-like. Gene Ontology annotation, cellular component: membrane. The transcript is spliced from 6 exons. Lineage: Eukaryota; Metazoa; Chordata; Lepidosauria; Squamata; Gekkonidae. The record is from RefSeq and is a predicted model, not a curated record. Bases 1 to 1038 code for a protein of 345 amino acids.
AUGCUAGUGUCAUCUGUUCAGGUAAAGCUGGUGAAUGGUUCAACUCCGUGUGCUGGCCGGGUUGAGGUGCUCCAUAACCAAGAAUGGGGAACGGUAUGUGAAAAUGGCUGGGACAUCAACGAAGCCCGUGUUGUGUGCCGGGAAGUGGGCUGUGGAGAUGCUAUAGUUGCAUCAGGUGGAGCUCAGUUUGGACAAGGAUCUGGUCCCACUUGGAUUGAUGAAGUCAACUGCACAGGAACAGAAGAUUAUCUAAGCAAAUGCCCAGCAAAAAAAUUGUCAAAACACAGCUGUGACCACAGCAAGGAUGCUGGUGUAGUGUGUUCAGGUAAUGAAGUACCUGAGAUCAGAUUAGUGAAUGGCCUCAAUCGAUGUUCUGGGAGAGUUGAGAUAUUCCACAACAAACUUUGGGGAACUGUAUGUGACGAUGACUGGGACCUUGAAGAUGCCAAAGUGGUGUGUCGUUACCUUGGGUGUGGAGCUGCUUUAUCAGCCCCACGGGGUGCUCAUUUUGGAGCAGGAUCUGUGCCUAUCUGGCUAGAUGGUGUUAACUGCACAGGGACAGAGAAAUCUAUCAGUGAGUGCCCUGCAAAUUACCAGGUGAAGAGUAACUGUUCCCACAUUAAAGAAGCUGGUGUUGUAUGCAGAGGAAGUCUGCCAAGAGUCCGUCUAAUGAAUGGUUCAGAUCGCUGCUCUGGGAGAGUUGAGGUGUAUCGGAAUGAACAGUGGGGAACUAUAUGUGAUGAUGGAUGGGAUCUACAAGAUGCUCAAGUGGUGUGCGGAGCGAUGAACUGUGGAAAUGCCUUAUCAGCAUUAGGAGGAGCACACUAUGGCCAAGGAUCUGGAACCAUCUGGCCCAAAACACUUAACUGCGUGGGAAAUGAAACAUUCCUCAAAGAAUGCCCCAAAAGUCCUUGGGAAGAGCAUAGCUGUGACCACACAAAGGAUGCAAGCGUGAAAUGCUCAAAGGGGAGAAAGAAAGCCAAGUCUCCUCUCCCUCAAGUGGCUGAGGAGGGGGAUGAAGGGGAGGGUGAGAAAUGA